Metarhizium brunneum ARSEF 3297 is the source of this 861-nucleotide messenger RNA. RefSeq lists its product as uncharacterized. The record is from RefSeq and is a predicted model, not a curated record. NCBI's taxonomy places the organism in Eukaryota, Fungi, Ascomycota, Sordariomycetes, Hypocreales, Clavicipitaceae. Gene Ontology annotation, molecular function: mRNA binding.
AUGGAACAAGCCCAGCAGAGCCAGCCAGACGCCUUGGCCGCACGCAUCUACCUGGGUAACCUCCCGUAUACGGCCAAACCCUACGACAUUGAGGAAUUGCUCGCCGCCAAUGGCUUCGACCAUUUUCAAAAGAUCCAUAUAUCCAUAGACCCCGUCAGUGGGCGAAACCCCGGCUACUGCUUCGUCGACUUCCCCGACCGCGACACUGCCGGCCAUGCCCUUGCCUCCUUGAGCGCAACCAUCAGCGGACGGCCUAUCAAGGUCGGCCCCUGCGACCCCAAGAAGCAGCGCGAUCGAGGCGGGAACCACGAGGCCGACUCUUCUUCCCGGCGAUGGGGCGAUUGGAGCACCCAAUCCAGCGAUGGCGGGAUUGCCACUGGGCGAUUCGACACCAAGGGCGCCGAACAGGGUCCCUACUGGGCAGUGGAUCAUUUUGAAAACAUGGUAGAGAGCCUCGAGGGGCGGAGGCUCUACGUCGGCGGGUUGGGGAAGAUGGUUGACCAAGCUCAACACAACCGAGAAAUCACGGAGCUCUUCUCCGACUUCACCCCGACGGCGAUUGGCAAACGAAUCACGCCGUAUGAAAGGACGAGAUUCAUGCCAGGCAACCACCACUACUGCUUCGUCGACUUCGAAACCAGGGAGCAGGCGAACGCAGCGAAGAAGGCCCUACACACCAGGACCAUUCCGGGGGGCAGGCUGAAGGUUUCGGUGGCCGGUGGCAUACCGAACAAGCUGGCAAAUCCCGACACGGGUGUCAGAUACGGUCGGAGUGUGUACGAUGGUUCCCGUUCAGGAAACACGGCGCCUUCGAAUAGGGCCGCAGCAUCCACUGACUGGCGCAGGAGAGAUGACGAGUAA